This is a messenger RNA of Perca fluviatilis (European perch), 1739 nucleotides long. RefSeq names its product ankyrin repeat and SOCS box protein 13-like. Gene Ontology annotation, biological process: protein ubiquitination; positive regulation of protein catabolic process. Bases 106 to 948 code for a protein of 280 amino acids. Gene Ontology annotation, molecular function: protein binding. The record is from RefSeq and is a predicted model, not a curated record. NCBI's taxonomy places the organism in Eukaryota, Metazoa, Chordata, Actinopteri, Perciformes, Percidae. The transcript is spliced from 6 exons.
UCCCGCCGCAUGUAAACAUUAAACGACGCGGCUGGUUACAAACAUAUCUGCGUCUGCUUAAACGUUGUUAAUUUGUCCCGGAGAGGGAGUAAAAAAACAGACAGGAUGGAAAUUGAAAAUGCUCGUCCAUAUUUCUUUGGAGACAUCGGCUGCUGGUCAGAGAGAACAGAGGUGCACAAGGCGGCGUCCCUCGGCCAGACCUCCCAGCUGCAGCGUCUCAUCCAAAGCGGAGCUUCAGUCAAUGUGGUGGCGGUGGACUCCAUCACGCCGCUGCACGAGGCCUGCGUCCGCGGACAGGCCCAGUGUGUCCGGCUGCUGCUGGAUGCUGGAGCCCAGGUGGAUGCGAGGAACGUAGACGGGAGCACCCCGCUGUGUGACGCCUGUUCAGCUGGUAGUUUGGAGUGUGUUAGGCUCCUGCUGGAUCAUGGCGCCAAGACCAACCCCGCCCUCACCUCCCGCACGGCCUCGCCCCUCCACGAGGCCUGCAUGGGAGGAAAUGCUGACUGUGUGAAGCUCCUGAUCGCCAUGGGUGCUUGCCUGGAGGCAUACGACCUUUACUACGGGACCCCGCUGCAUGUGGCUUGUGCUAACGAACACACAGACUGUGUUAAAGAGCUGCUCAAUGCAGGUGCUAAAGUGAAUGCAGCCAGGCUACAUGAGACUCCGCUGCACCACGCUGCUAAAAACACACAAGCUGAGAUGGUAAAGAUACUGGUGGAGUUCGGGGCAAACGUCUACGCCCGAGAUCAGCACAACAGGAAACCUGUGGAUUACACCACGCCCGGCUCUCCCUCUGCAACCUGCCUACACUUUUAUGAGACCACCCCCAUGAACCUGCAGCAGCUCAGCAGGUUGGCAGUGAGGAAGACGCUGGGAACCAGAGCUCUGGAGGUCAUCAUUCAACUCAACGCACCAAAACUCAUCAUCAGCUACCUCUGCUAUCAGUGAGUGGCACCCGGAGGACGACUAGUCCUGGGAGAAAAACACAGCAAAGGUGCCACUGUGUUAGACAUGAUUAUAGUAGACACACUGCUUAGUCAUAAGCACAAAGCUUCUCUUAAAGCUGCACUUUGACCUCAAGACUUGGGGGCUGAGACAGAGAUGAGUAUCCCAGCUCCUCUGUUGGAAUUGUUGAAGUUCUGGAUUUGCCCAAAAUGAAAUUAAUUCGUUGUGUUUGCACUCUAUUGACGUUGUCGUUCGGUUCCGGAUGUGGAUCGUGGAUCCGGACCUUUGAGGAGCCCCCGUCUAUGAUGCAAACAUACAUACUGACACAGGAAAUGAUAAUCCCACAAUAGAAACCCAAAUUGUCUCCUUAACAGCAGCUUCUUGUGGAAAAAGCUGCUCUUGCCACAGCUCCCUUUUGGUUUCCUUCACUGUAAACUGUCACGGUCACUAGCUUGGGUUGAUAAACAUGAGCACGCCGUGUUAAGAUGAUUUCUUUGCAGCAAAGUGCAGCAUAUAAAAGUCAUAAACAGCAUUUCAUGUUUAAAUAAAUAGAAGCGUAACUUGCACUACAAGAAAAGAGCGUACUUCUAAUAUGAGAGAUCAUUUUAGAUGUUUUUUUUUUCUUCAUUUGAACUAGAGAACAAGUGUCAAAGCUCAGGGAGAGGAAGAAGACAAAUGGCAUUGGUUUUUGGUCGAGAUGGUCCGAUACCGAUUCCGAUACCUGAACUUGCGUAUCGGACGACACCGAGUGCUGAUCCGAUACCAGUGUGUCAUAUAUUUUAUUAUGAUUUAAC